This is a messenger RNA of Carica papaya (papaya), 1299 nucleotides long. It is a transcript of the gene PEX19-1, whose product is annotated as peroxin 19-1. Gene Ontology annotation, biological process: protein import into peroxisome membrane. Lineage: Eukaryota; Viridiplantae; Streptophyta; Magnoliopsida; Brassicales; Caricaceae. The record is from RefSeq and is a predicted model, not a curated record. Gene Ontology annotation, cellular component: peroxisomal membrane; peroxisome.
UUUGCAGUCUUUAAUCUCAGCAACACUUCCCCAAAUCUCUUCGGAUACAUCACCCCAGAAGAUACUUCCAUGAGACCAAUUACAUAGAAAUCUCCUUCUCUACACAUACACACACACACACACAGAGACUUGAAUUACAAUCAAUCUGUGUGUGUAUACAGAGAAUUUUGCAGCCAUGGCCGGCCAUCCAGAUGAUUUGGACGAGCUCCUUGAUAGUGCUUUGGAUGAUUUUCAGAAUCUCAAUCUUGCUCCUUCCACUCGGAGAAGUGGGGAAGUAGAUGGAAAACAAGGGCAGGGGAAGAAGGAAGAAUCCGGUUCGUUGCCAACUGGGGUUCAAGGUCUCGGUAUGGGGUUACCUGACUUGAAUAACAAAAAGAAGGGCAAGCAAAAAGCUGCGAAGGAGACACAUGUUGCAGAGGCCCUUGAUAAGCUUAGGGAACAGACUAGGGAGGCUGUUAAGGGACUGGAGUCCUUGUCGAAACAACCCCCUGGUGCGGCUGAUGAUGCAAUGAUGGAGGACUGGGUCAAGCAAUUUGAGGAGCUUGCAGGCUCUAAGGACAUGGAAUCUAUUAUGGAGACCAUGAUGCAACAACUUUUGUCUAAGGAGAUCCUUCACGAACCCAUGAAGGAAAUUGGAGAAAGGUAUCCAAAGUGGUUGCAAGAGCAUGAGAGCAGUCUGAGCAAAGAAGAAUACGAGCGAUAUGCGCACCAAUAUGAACUCAUUAAAGAACUUAAUGAAGUUUAUGAGAAUGAUCCUGGCAACUUCACCAAGAUAGUUGAUCUCAUGCAGAAAAUGCAAGAGUGUGGCCAACCACCAAAUGAUAUUGUGCAGGAGCUUGCUCCGGAUUUUGAUCUAGCUACUCUUGGUCAGAUAUCUCCAGAGAUGCUGGAAUCACAACCAAAUUGUUGUAUAAUGUGAAGCAAUCUCUUUCCACAUGAUCCAACAGGUAUUCUUUCAUAUGUCUGUGAGAAGUAAAAUUGUUUCGCUUGCCAAUCUUUCAAUUUCCUGAAGGAGUUCAGAGAUGUUUAAAGCUAAAGUUGUAUAUGAUAAUGGGUGUGUUUAUCCGGAGCCUAAAUUUAGACAAGAGGUUUGGGCUGCUGUUGCUAGGCUAAUACAACUAGCUCUUGUGAUUCUUUUAUAUCCACAAAGCCUGAAAGCAAUGAAUGAAGUAAUGAAUGAAUCAAUCACCAUUAUAUUGUGAUCUCUUGAAAUUGAUUUUUCAUUAACAUGAUGGUAAAUUCGUACUAUGAUUCUCUUCUGGCACUAGGAGACCUAUAAUAAACAAGAUUUGAUUUGAA